AUGGCUGUUGUACACAUCUGCAGACAUGGUCAAGACGAAGACAAUUUUGAAGGGCUUUUGAACGGUCGACGUGAUCGCCCGCUCACACGGUUGGGGCGGGAGCAGGCGACUGCGCUAUCGCAGAAAUUAAAGGAGAGAGGAAUGACGUAUGACAUCAUAUUAACAUCACCAUUGCAGCGGGCGAAUGAGACCGCUCGCAUCAUUGGUGAGGCUCUUUCUGUUAAUGUGGAGACGGAGAUUGAACUAAUGGAGCGUGAAUUUGGUGUGCUGACGGGAAAGCCUAUGGAACAGAUCAGAACGCACGCCGGGGAAAAUGUUGUACAAGGGGAUAGGGUCUUGUACUUUCUUUCUGUCGAUGGGGCGGAAACGUUUGACGAAUGCUAUGAUCGUGCCGCCCGUGUUUUACGGCGUGUGGACGCCAACUUUGCUGGAAAACGUGUACUGCUUGUCUGUCACGGGGAUAUUGGCAAGAUGCUGCUUGCAGUAAGGAGAAAAAUAACGUGGCGCGAAGGCAUUAUGCUGCCGUAUUUUGCCAAUACUGAUGUUCUGGAGACAUAA
Messenger RNA from Trypanosoma cruzi, 558 nucleotides. Its product is annotated as phosphoglycerate mutase protein, putative. NCBI's taxonomy places the organism in Eukaryota, Euglenozoa, Kinetoplastea, Trypanosomatida, Trypanosomatidae. The transcript has a single exon. Gene Ontology annotation, molecular function: intramolecular phosphotransferase activity. The coding region runs from base 1 to 558 and encodes 185 amino acids. Gene Ontology annotation, biological process: glycolytic process. The record is from RefSeq and is a predicted model, not a curated record.